GCUUACACGCUUUAACAAAGACUACAGAAGAAAAUUCUUAUCCAGUUGCCGAUUCAAGCAAAAAGGUAACAAGGUUUUCUAUCUUAUUCUUAAACUUAGCCGCUGAUAAAACCAAAGGCCAAAAAGUAGAAAGGUUUGGUUUCACUUCAUCUGCUAAUUCAAG
Dentiscutata erythropus is the source of this 163-nucleotide messenger RNA. The record is from the annotation of a GenBank genome assembly. NCBI's taxonomy places the organism in Eukaryota, Fungi, Glomeromycota, Glomeromycetes, Diversisporales, Gigasporaceae.